Messenger RNA from Balaenoptera acutorostrata (minke whale), 894 nucleotides. RefSeq names its product epithelial membrane protein 3 (gene EMP3). Gene Ontology annotation, cellular component: plasma membrane. The coding region runs from base 304 to 795 and encodes 163 amino acids. The record is from RefSeq and is a predicted model, not a curated record. The transcript has 5 exons. NCBI's taxonomy places the organism in Eukaryota, Metazoa, Chordata, Mammalia, Artiodactyla, Balaenopteridae.
AGAGAGGAGGAAGGAGGUAUAGACAGUGAGGACAGGACAGAGAGAGACAAGAGGCAGAAGGAGAGAGAAAGGGAGAGAGGGAGAAAGAGAGGGAGAGGGGGAGAGAGAGAGAGUUCCGGGAUUGGAGGGGAGAAGGAAGGAGAGAGCAAGAGGGGAGAGGGAGGGAGGGAGGGAGAAAGGCGGUGAGAGGCGGGGGCCUCGACAGGGUGGAAGGAGGGAGGAGAAGGGCGGGGCACGGAGGCCCAAGCGAGGGACCAGACUCAGCUCUGACUUUUUCCGCCGCGCUCGGCUUCCAACGCAGCCAUGUCACUCCUCCUGCUGGUGGUCUCUGCCCUUCACAUCCUCAUCCUCAUCCUGCUUUUCGUGGCCACUUUGGACAAGUCCUGGUGGACGCUCCCCGGGAAGGAGUCCCUGAAUCUCUGGUACGACUGCACAUGGAACAGUGACAACAAAACGUGGGCCUGCAGUAAUGUCAGCGAGAAUGGCUGGCUGAAGGCGGUACAGGUGCUCAUGGUGCUUUCCCUCAUCCUCUGCUGUCUGUCCUUCAUCCUGUUCAUGUUCCAGCUCUACACCAUGCGGCGAGGAGGGCUCUUCUAUGCCACUGGCCUCUGCCAGCUUUGCACCAGCGUGGCGGUGUUUACCGGGGCGCUGAUCUACGCCAUUCACGCCGAGGAGAUCCUGGCGGAGCGCCCAUCAGGGGGCAGCUUCGGUUACUGCUUCGCCCUGGCCUGGGUGGCCUUCCCCCUCGCCCUGGCCAGCGGCAUCAUCUACAUCCACUUGCGGAAGCGGGAGUGAGGGCCGCGCGUCCCCUUGGCUCCCCAGCCGGCUCCCGGCCCCUCCACCUCACCCCGAAGCCCCCACCCCGCCUCCAGAAAAUAAAACCAUUUAACCGCU